Molecule: messenger RNA, 1119 nt
Organism: Agelaius phoeniceus (red-winged blackbird)
Lineage: Eukaryota; Metazoa; Chordata; Aves; Passeriformes; Icteridae
Source: RefSeq, a predicted model, not a curated record
AUGCAGGAGAAGGAGGCCGUGAGGAAGAUGAAGAUGGCCCAGGAGCCCCAGGCAGACCAGGUGCUGAGGAUGGAGAGCAGGGGGGAUGAGUCAACACAGCAGAACCUCGUGGAAGAGGCUCUUUUGAGUGGCUCCACAGUGCAGGAAUCCAAUGGGGAGGAAAAGCCUCGGAGAUCCCUCACGAGGAGGGGCUGCGAACGCAGAUCACAGGGAUCUGAGGAGGAAAGACCCACCCUGGGCCAGGGAGGUGUCCGGAGCUCGGAGCUGGGGGUCCAUGAGCAGCUUCAGCGUAAGGAGAAACCCCACAAGUGCUUGCAAUGUGGGAAGAGCUUUAGCCAGAGAUCCCACCUGCUGUGCCACAUGAGAAUCCACACGGGGGAGAGGCCCUAUAUAUGUGAGGAGUGUGGGAAGAGCUUCAGCCAGAGAUUCAACUUGACUGUCCACCUGAGGAGCCACAUGAAGGAGAGGCCUUACAAGUGUGGGGAGUGUGAGAAGAGCUUCAGCCGGACAUGCCACCUGAUUGUCCACAUGAGGAGGCACACCAGGGAGAGGCCCUACCAGUGUGAUAAAUGCAGAAAGGGGUUUCAGACUAGCUCUGAUCUCCUCAGGCACCAGCGCACUCACAAAGAGGAGAGACCCUUCCUCUGCCCUGACUGUGGGAAAGGCUUCAAGCACAACUCCUCCCUUGUCAGCCACCAGCGCAUGCACACCCGGGAGAGGCCCUAUGAGUGUCCUGAGUGUGGGAAGAGAUUCACCCAGAAGUCGAACCUGAUUAUCCACAAGAGGAUCCACACUGGCGAGAGGCCCUAUGAGUGUGGGCAGUGUGGGAAGAGCUUCUGCCAGCGCUCCCACCUGAUCUACCACCUGAGGAGCCACACAGGGGAGAAGCCCUAUGAAUGUGAUCAAUGCAUGUCCCUGGAUGUGGUCCCAGAUGUCUCCCCACAGCUCAUCACCAUCCUGGACACCCUUGAGUCCCUUGCCGGGGACUGUGCAUCUCCUCUUGCAGCAGAUCCAAAGCUGGCCCAGCUUCCAGGGGACUCCAGUGGCACUGGAGCUCAGGCUGUCACACUGGGGCCACUUCAGCAGUCACUACGACCUUGCAGUCCCUCCGAGGGGUGA